Molecule: messenger RNA, 2442 nt
Organism: Zophobas morio
Lineage: Eukaryota; Metazoa; Arthropoda; Insecta; Coleoptera; Tenebrionidae
Product: diacylglycerol lipase-beta-like
Exons: 10
Coding region: 229-2262 (677 amino acids)
Biological process (GO): diacylglycerol catabolic process; neurogenesis; arachidonate metabolic process
Cellular component (GO): cytoplasm; plasma membrane
Molecular function (GO): triacylglycerol lipase activity
Source: RefSeq, a predicted model, not a curated record
ACUGGCCGGGGAAAUUUCAAUUCGUUUAGUGCUCGCAGAGUCGAACAGGUGGUGUGUUGGUAUCCGGUCAAUAAACAUUUUUUAGUUUCGAAAUCGCUGUUUGUUAUUAAAUUGUUUCUGUGUUUUCAAUAAUGUGACACAAUGUGCCCGGAUCUGGGACGCUUUGAAGAGGACCUCACCAACUGAAACGUGGCAAUUUAUUGUUUAUAAAAGGACUUCGAGCCCGGUAUGCCCGCUCUUCGCCUCUUCGGCAGGAAAUGGUUAGCCGCCUCGGACGACCUUGUUUUCCCCGGAUUAUUCGAAAUUUUCGUGCGGACAUUAUGGCUAAUAUUGAUCGUCAUCGUACACGUAAAGUACUACGAUUCCACAUGGGAAUGCACACGCGGCGGGGAUUACGUUCGGGCUUACAUCAUCGGCAUGAUGGCCCUCCUUAGCCUAGUUAUCCUCGUCCUUGUGGCUUUAGUCAAUCGCAGUGCCAAAGGAUCAAUUACGGACGAGGAGGCACGAAAGCUCGUCCCACCCCUCCUGCUACUCAAGUUGUUCCUUAUUAUUCCCGAAACGGUCCUUAACGUUUUCGGGAGCUUGUGGGCGUUCUCCACGGUCCUAGUCGUGUGUCCUUACGAAGGAAACUUUUCCAGGACGGUGAUUGAAGCUUUAGUAGUCUUCAACUGGGUCCUCUUCGGCCUCGCGAUCUUCGGCCUGGCCCUCGUGUUCGACCCUCUAGGCUCGCGCCGCUACCACGAGGUCCAGGAAACCCCCAGCGCCGGCGAGUCCCUACGCCACCGCAAGGUCACCAGCUUGUGGCAGCGCCGCUUCCGAUGGGCGUGUUGCUGGGUCAAGUCCGACGAGCACGGCCACGAAGCGUUCCAGCAAGUGGCGGCCCUUCUGAGCGCCCUUUUCAGGAGUACGGACCUGGUUCCUUCGGACAUCCUCGCCGGGUGUGUCCUUUUACGGGUGAAACAGAAGCGGGAAACGCGCGAGAUGAGGAGGAUACAGAUGCUGGCGGACGACGAGCCGAAAUAUAGCACAGAUCUGAACCGGAUUUUUGCGAUGGCCCCCAGGUGGAUGAAUCUGGAGAACGCGAGGCAUUUUUUGAAGCUGUCAAUGGCGGCGUACGGGUGGCCGUUCGUUAUGUACACGUACUGUGGGACCGGGGUCUUCAGGUUGAUGAAGGAAGUUACGUGUUGUUCGUGUUUUAGACCGAAAAAGACGUUAGUGAUUGAUGAUAAUUGUUGUUUGUGUCAUUUGGCGGGAGUGAAAUACAUAUCGAAAAUUAGGGAGGAUGAUAUUUUGUUCGCGUCGUUCAGGAACCAUAUUUUUGAGUUGCCCUUCUGCGUAAUCGUGGACCACAAAACCUCCAGCAUUGUGAUAGCCAUCCGUGGUUCCAUAUCCCUACGCGACGUCUUCACCGACUUGACAGCCACGUCGGAGAAAUUCGAAGCCGAAGGUCUGCCCCCCGACACCAUGGCCCAUAAGGGCAUGUCCUGCGGGGCCACCUACGUUGCCAAAAAAUUAAAAGAGCUGGGUAUUCUGGACAAGGCCUUCGCCAUGUACCCAGAGUACGGACUCGUCUUGAUAGGACACAGCCUCGGCGCUGGAGUCGCAUGCCUGCUUGCCCUUAAAAUCAGACACAAGUAUCCUGAUCUCAAAGUAUACGCUUUCUCAACACCAGCCGGUCUUCUGAGCCGCGAUGCUGCAAGACUGACCGAAACCUUCAUUUUCACCGUCGGCGUCGGCGACGACUUCGUGAUGCGUUUGGGAGUCGACAGCAUCGAAAAUCUGAGGACCGGGAUCAUUCAGACGCUCCACGCCAGUAAAUUGCCGAAGUACCGCAUCUUAUUAAACGGAUUUGGUUACGCUCUCUUUGGGGUACCUUCGGGCGAUUUGGAGACGACGUGGAGAGAUGAAAUAGCAACUGUUCCGGGUGGUCGAUCUCCGCUUCUGGAGCGCUCGAUUCCCACAGUGGCAGCAUCAACGGAAGCCGCUCUUCUAUCCCGAGACAUAUGCGUUAGGAGAUUUUCAAAAAUUAGACUUUUUACCGCUGGGAGGAUUUUGCACAUCGUGAGCAGGAAAAAGACCAAAGCCGAAAGGAAAGCCGGCACUGGAGGACCCACGUUUGAAAUGCGAUGGGCCACGGCUGAAGAUUUCAUGGAGCUUAAGGUUAUGCCAAAGAUGUUGCUAGACCACCUGCCCGACAACGUGUAUAAAACGCUAGACACUAUUCUUACGGAACAAAGAGAUGAAAGUAGUCAGAUCGUUUAAGUGGAAGAUACGCUAAGUUGUUGAGUUAUUUUUGUUAUUAUUGUAGUUCUUUAGUAGGUGAAAAUCUCUCUAAACAUUCCCAGCAAUGAACACUGUUUUGUUCUAGUAGCGAAUAUUUCUGUAUUUAUAAUAUAUUUUUUAUAUUAUGAACCUUAUUGUAAAUAAAUCAACAUAUUUCCU